Lymnaea stagnalis (great pond snail) is the source of this 10371-nucleotide messenger RNA. NCBI's taxonomy places the organism in Eukaryota, Metazoa, Mollusca, Gastropoda, Lymnaeidae. The record is from the annotation of a GenBank genome assembly.
CAGUUAUCCCCCUUUCUUCGGUAUCGCCUGUACUGAUUUCUCUCCACGCCCGUUCCUUCGUCUCAUGGUCAAGAGCGUGAGAUAAUAAAAACCUCGAACUGAAGCCCCAGUGGUCAUUUAGGAGCAGUGCAAUAUCCAGUUGUGUGAUUUCGUAAUAACCUGGUGAGUAAGUAGCCUACAAUCUUUAAAACUCAGUAUUUCAAAUUACUUUUUACCUUACCAAUACAAUAAUUAGGUUUAGACUUUUUUUUAAAUUUGUCUUACAAUAUAACUAUACUGAUAUUACAUACUACAGGCCUAUAUUAUUAUAGAGAUUUGAACUACAAUGAUAAACCAGAAGUCAAUUUACUCACCAUAAAUGACCAGAUGUUAAUACAUUUUAUAUUUUAAUUAACUUUUCAAAUUUUAACCACCAAGCAGACACAAGUAGGUCGAAAUGAGAAAUAUAGGCUACCUCCCUGAUCUAAAAAAUGCAUCCACUGCUUUAAUAGAAAAUUCUACUUAAUGAUACAUAGUUUCCACUGGAUCCUUAGCUUUUAACAGCAACCAAAAUUAUGUCAUUUAAAAACAAAAUCUGACAUGCGAACAUUCUAAUUCCUUCAAUCCACAUGUGGAGAUUUAACGUUAUGACAUUUCAUGUGACUGACUUAUCUGCGUGCCUGUGUGACGUCACUUGCUUCGUUAGGCCUGUAUGUGCCAACAUUAAGUGGUGUUAUUAAUAUCAUAUUUUUUCUCCCAAUGCUGGUGUGCCCCAGUAGAGUUUGCCUUCUGCCUUACCUUUUUUUUUUUUUUUUUGCAAGUUCUGUUUUAACAUUUUGUGAACACCACAAUACGUGCAAAUAUUUGUUUCAUAGCGAAAUUCUACACCACAAUACUUUCAAAUAUUUUAAUCAUAACGCAUUUCUGCAUCUCCCAAUGCUGGUGUGCCCCAGUAGAGUUUGCCUUCUGCCUUACCUUUUUUUUUUUUUUUUUGCAAGUUCUGUCUUAACAUUUUGUGAACACCACAAUACGUGCAAAUAUUUGUUUCAUAGCGAAAUUCUACACCACAAUACUUUCAAAUAUUUUAAUCAUAACGCAUUUCUGCAUCACAAUACGUGCAAAUAUUUGAUUCAUAACGCAUUUCUACAUCAUCAUCACAAUACGUGCAAAUAUUUGAUUCAAGAUACAUUUAAACACCACAAUACUAGUGUUUGUUACUAUAGUCGAAUGCAGAGAACAAUUACGCACAAUGAAAGAGUGGCAAUCCAGUAGAUGUAUUCUUUGCUUAAAUCCAUUAGCUGAUGGUGACAAGCUGUUUUCUUACACAGUGCAUUAAAUAAUUCAUUCUGUCUAUUUCAGAGCUACGCCACCACGCGUCACAAUGAUUCUCCAGUCAGUACUAGGGGUGGCAUGUCUCGUUUUGAUCUCUGCUAAACAUAGUGAAUCAUCCAUCUUGUUCUUUAAUCCUGAAAAAGAAGUUCAAGUAAGUUGUUUUUAUAACUAUUAAACUCUCCAACCCAUAUAAAGAUGUUUCAUCUAUUUUAGUAGUGGACUACAUCUUGUAGGCUACAUAUUUUUUAAGUAGGCCCCUAAAAGCGGAGCCCUGGAGUGGGCCCUAUAACUCCUGUUGCUGCAGGGGACCUCUAAUAUUGUAAGGGCCCAAAUUUGUGAUGUAAAAAUUUAUGUUAACUAUCAGCUUUGAAUUGAGCGGGGAAACAAAACCAAAAAAUUAUCAGGAGGCCUCAUAAAGUCAUGUAACGGCUCUGCUAAAAGUCUCUAAACCAAAAUAUGCACUCAUGUUUUAUUUGUAAACUGGUUGUGUUGAAAUAAAGUCAUAAAAUAUUCUAUAAUAGUAUCUAAUGUAAUUUAAAUAUACAUUAUUGCCUCUAUUAGACAUUUGUAUCAGAUAAGGGUAAGGGAGCAGAGCUGAUGUCCCUUGUUCUUGUCCCUGUCGUUUGGCUCUUUUAAUUAGGAAAAAAGCUGUGAAAAAGAAAUGUAUGUAAAUAAAUAGGAAACAUAAGCCCAAUCCAUUGAAUUAACCUAUCCCCAAAUAGUACUUUUUUCUCCUAUGUGUCAACCACUAAUUAUUAGUGGCUAUGACGUAAAAAAAAAUGAAAGAUAUUAUUUUACAAAAAUUGUAUAAACAAAUAAAGCUUAUAAAUCAUUAUUGGGCUAACAUUGAAGUAACAAUCACCCAGGGGAAACAAUGCAAGGCUUUAAUUUCAUAACCCAUGAAGAAUUAAAUAUGUUUACACUUUAUUCCAAUUGGAAAAAUACUUUAAAGUACUUUAUAAACUUUGACUCUAUGAUGGAUCAAGCAUUAUUCAAAAAAAUAAUGAAUUAAAAUCAUGUAUUACAAAUUAAACAUUGUUUGCAUCUUAAGAAAGUUAUUGCACUAUCAUUCUUUAUCACUUGAAAUUCUUUUUGCAGGUAAAAGAUGCACUUGAUAGUAAAAUAUAUUUGUUUGCUGCUGAUGGAAAGAAGAAACCUUAUAGUUUCAUGUGAGUUAAAGCAAAUUUACUUCACAUUUGUACUUUUUCUCUAUUUUAAAUUUGCAUGACCCAAUUUAUAUGUUUUCAAGUUGCACGACCCAAUGUAUUUGUGUUUUCAUGCCAAUGCAAUUUAUUAUGUAAAUCGCUCUUUCAAAAUCUUUAAUAGUAGGCCCAUUCAUAGAAUUAAUCUAAUCAUCAGAUGUUAAGUUUUGGUGUGAUUCAAAGUUUUUGUUUCAUAGCCAGCCUAUAUUUAAUCCAAUGAAAUAAAAGUAACUUAGAGCAUAAUCCAGAAGAAACACAGAGACAAAAGCCUACGUGAAAAUCAAGCUCUAAACUUUAUAAAAAAUUUCAUAACAAAUUAAAAAUAACAAGUCAUUUAAUUGCUCUUACCUCAAAAAAUUUUGAAAUUCAAACUGAAAGACGCUGUUAAUACUUCCACAGAAAUGAGUUUGGAACUUUAGUUGGUUUUGAUGUUGAGGUUGUAAAUAAAGGUAAGUGCAAGAAAAUUUGAAUGUAACAUUUCGGUUGCCUUAAUCUCUUCAAUUUAAAUCUUGCUUUGAUUUUUUUUCAUCUUAGUUCAAUUAAAGAUUUCCACAACAAAAACAAAAAAUUAGAAUAACUGUCAAGAAAUGUAUUCAGUUUGGAAACUUCAUAUUCAGCCAACAUCUGACCAUCUUUUUGUUUUGUGUCCCAAAGGUAUUUUCAUGACAUUUAAAACGUAACUAUUCAUUUCUCUCAGUGUGUAACCUGGUAGGAAAGAAGUGCCACACUGUCCUUGCUGAAUUUACUGAAUGUAUUUUUACAGACAGGUCCAUUGACUAUGCGGGUAGAGGUAUGAUUGUCAGUUCUGUCUUUUCUCAGUUUCAUCAAAUGUUUCUAACAGUGUAGUUUUUUUAAAAUUAUUUAUGGAACACUUUUAAAAUAUUUUUAAUCACAUAAAUUCAUUCAUUAAUUAAGACUCAACAAUUUUGUUAGCACAAAGAGAGCUUCAGAAUUUCAUACUUCAUAAAAUCAUUGGUCCAAGUGUAAAAAUGCAGUGUCAGAUCAAUUUAAAAUUCUCUUAUGAUUUUGAGAAGUUACUACAUGUUUAAAAGGGGAUAUUUAUAUUAAGAUAGCAAUGGCACUUAACUUUGUCACAAAUUAUAGUUCUGGCAUGGCACAUACGUCAAAAAUAUCUUAUUAAAAUUAUCCAGCUCCCCAAUCUCAGUCGUCAUCCUGCAGUUUCAUCUUCCUACACUGUUUGUUGUUUUUACAUUUUUUGUAUUUGAAAUAGUUGUCAAGUUUUUAUAAUUUUUUCAGGUUUGAUGGCAAAUUGGUUUGAUGGAUGUCCUGGAUAUGAAAUAACAACUGACCGACAGAAUGAAUUUGAUUUUACCUCACCUUAUUUAGACAGCACUGCAUCUUUUACUGUUGCCCCUGGGAAUCCAUCAAGAUUUAACCCUGACAGUAAUGACUAUUCAAAAUUUACAAUUUGUAAGUGAAUUUAAUGAAUUUUAAUUAAAUGAAUUAGGAUCAUUAUUUAUUAAUGUAUAUAUUUAUUUAUGUAUUCAUUGAUGUAUUCUUAUAGGUAUUCAUUUAUGUAGGCUAUCCAUUAAAGCAUUUGUGCCUUAUAAUGUGUAAAUUCCUGAUGCUUUUUUAAAAUUUUCUAGAAUAGAAACAUACAUCAUUAUAGAAUCUAGAAGAUAAAGUUAAUUAUAUCUACUAAUCCGAUGCUUUAAAAUUAAUUUGUGCAUUUUUUGUGUGUAAAAAACUUGAUCUAAAAAAAGAAUAUAUCAAUAUUAAUUAACCAAUUUUAGAUUUUAAUUUCAAUUAACAUCUUAAAUGUUGUGUGUAAAAUAUUUUACAUUUCCUUCCUGUGACUUUGAAUAUUUUUUUUAAUAGCAUGAAAAUAUCUGAUCACUUUAUAGUUCAGUCCAUUUGAUACAAUAACAUUUUGUACACAGUACAAUCAAAUUAUGAAUAUUUUAUUUUAUUUUUCAGUACAUUUAACUGGUGCCCCAACAAAUGAGCCUUGUUUGCGCCGACUUCACAAGAAAUAUGGACAAAUUCUGGUGGCACAAGACUUACCUGAAGCAAAGGCUCUCUUAUUAAAUAGAACUGUAAGUCUUUAUUAUAUAGACCAGUAACAGUUUGGCUUCAUAACUUUGGACCUGAGUAAAACUAAAACAUAUUAAAGAUAGGCCUAUAAAUUGUCAGUGUUAUCAAGGUAUUUACAUUUUAUAACUUUAAAAGAAUCCGUGGUUCACUGUGUAUGUAGUAGACUAAGAAAAUUAGGAUAAUUAUUAUGUUACAUUUUAAAGAAAAACACAUUUCUUUAUUAAAAAAUAAUAUAAACUGAUAAUAGUGAUAAGCAAAAAUUUACAAAGAUAAAACUUAAUGAUAGCUGAUUCAUGACUAUUUUCAGAAUUACAUGAACAUUUUUUUAGUCAAUGCUAAUAAUAUAUUGCAAUAUUUUACUUUAAAAAUUAUUGUAAUAAUUGGGGAAAAUCCACCAUAAGUAUAUCAAAAGAUUUAGCUGUGAUGUUGUUAAAAGAAUUUGAAGUAAAAAUAUAUUAAAUUAUGCAAUACUCUUUCGAUAAUUAUACAUUAGCUAUUUAUUUACUUCCAGGCUGAUGUCCUUUUUUCCCCAAGAAUGAAAAUUGAUGGCUUGCAGGUUCUGCCUCAGAGAGUUCGAUGUGAUAUUGGUGGUGCUGGCAUUAUGUUAAAAAAAGGCAGCACCGUACCAACAUGGUGGAAUCCUGCAUUCCAAACUUUCUAUCUUUCUGGAGAAUACACUAAACUUUGCACUGAUUCUUCUAAAAAAUAUGGAGGUGAGUUGAGUGUUGUCAUUUGAGUUCAAACUAUCUUGUUGUUUUUAUUUUUAAAACUUCAUAGAACAUAAGUAAUAUUUUAAGAAAAAAUUUGAAAGAUUUCAUUUUUAAAUCUAUAAAUACAAUGAAUAAUUCAAUGAAUCAAAAGUUUUUUUUUAACUUGAUUAUUUCAGCCCCAAUAAAUUGUCUUCCCCCACCCCAAGAGGCUAAUCCAGAACUACUUGCACUUAUAAAUGCACAGCAGCCAUCAGAUGUAUGGAUCAUUCCAAUUUAAACCUUUUUAUUUCAAUUAUUAAAUGUAUAUAUAUUUAAAUUAUCGUUGAAGUUAAAUAUCUCUGUAAAAUAAAACGUUUUUAAAAAAAAUUAUUAGGCAAAAAAUUUAUUAUCUCUAUUAAACUUAAGGUGAUAGAUGUAGGUCCAAAUAUUCUUAUUGCUCAUAAAACAUUUAAAAACUUGAAAAAUGUUCACAUUAAUUUAGACCUAAUUGAUGAAUAGCUUAUUAUCAAUAAUCUAAAUUUGUUCAAGCUAUGAGAAAGAAGGGCAUAUUAUAUUUUUACUUUUAACUUGUUUCAAUUAGGUGCCAGACAAAUUAUGGAAAUUUGUUGUGAGUGGAAGAAUUGCACCUUACAGUUAUUUGUGAGUUUUAAAUUUCAUUUAAAUAAGAAUAAUUAAAAGUGUAGAUCAGUUAUGAGCCCAACAUGCUUUGUUUUGAUGGAAAUUGUAGACACAGUAACAUGGUCAGCAGCUUUACAAUGUAAUAUUGAAUUUUAAGAUUCUAGAUUCUUAAAUAUAAAAAUUCUUUUAGAAGCCAAUUGCUUACAUCCUUUACCAAUCUGCUGUGAUAUAUAAAUAAAUAUCUUCUCUCCUAUUUAGAGAUGAACAAGGACGAUUAGUUGGAUUUACAAAGGAUAUGUUGGAAACAGGUUUGUUAAAAAUUUAAAGAUUCAUUAAGAUGUAUUUGUAAUCAGCUUCUAUGCUUUGUGUACUUAGAUUUUAUCACCCAUAACUAGCGUUAACAUUUAUUUAUCAGUAAUUUAUAUUUAAUAUGAAAUUGUAUUAAGUGUAACAAAUAAUAAUUGGAAAUAGAUCUUAAAUGUUUUUAAAUUUUAAAAAUUUAAAUUUAAAUUUAAAUUUUAGAUCAAUUUGUUUUGAAAAUUCAUAAGAUUGAAUCACAGUUCAUGAAUAGCUGAGUUUUUAUAAAGUAGGUCUACAUUUAUGUUAGAUAAGAAUUUGGCCUUUUAUUACUUUUAUCAAAGAUAAAAUUAAAAGCUACCUUAACUGCCUUAAAAUUAUCAUGCAAAUUAACAAGAAUAUCAUUAACUUACUAGAGAAAAGCUUUCUUAUGACAGAAGACAGACUAUAAUAAUGUGCACUGUACAUAGAUAUAAAAUUGAAAGACUAUAACAAUGCUAGUCAUUUGUAAAACAAAUGCAUUUGAGAGCCGUCUUUCUGUUAUUGUCUCUUACCAAAUAGCGGAAUGAUUGAUAUUUACACACUAAUAAAUUUGAUUCAAAAUAGAUGUUUAUUUGUAUAAAAAUGUACUGUUCAAUUAUUCUAAUUUUUGUCUGCAUUUAGUAUGUCAGAAAGCAGGUAAAGCUUGCACAUUGCUGCUUGCAGAAGUAUCAGAGUGCACUGUACGAAAAGGAGAGCUUCUUUAUCCAGGAAGAGGUAGGCCUAAGACAAUAGGCAAAAUCAUGUACAUUUUUUAUUUCAGACAUUUUUCUCUCAAUAAUUAGUUUUUAACCAUUUUAUUACUGAUAGCAAAUUAAAAUAGAUAAGAAGUAACGAUAAACUAAUUAUAUAAAAAUUGAUUUAUACAUUUGUGAUUAAACUGUGUAGCUAGAAGAUCAAAGAAUCAUUACAUUUUUGAGUUCAGGUCUCAUGGAGGGUUGGUUUGAUGCUUGCACUGGCUACUUUGACACCUUUGACAGAGAAAACAGCUGGGACUUUUCUUCCCCUUACCUCGUGUCCUAUGGAUCAUUCUUUGUAGCUGCUGGUAACCCAAGUGGUUUCAAUCCCGAUGCUGCUGACUACUCUUUAUAUACCAUAGGUAACAUUAUGAGUAUUCCUUAUAUACCAUAGGCAACACUCGGUCAACUACAUUUGCAAUAUUUAAAAAAAAAACAUUUAUCCAUGAUAUUAAUUAAAAAAUUAUAAUUGUAAUUCCUACAAUAUUUAAUUUUCAAUCGUUUUAAAUGUUAUUUUAAUGGCAAACUACAAACUAAAUGCUUACACACUAUAUGAACAAAUAACAAUGACAAUAGAAAGAAAAAACUGAAGGAAGGGAGUGAGAUGAUAUUAUCUUCACAGAAAGUCACCAAAGAAGAGGUCGUGCCUCUCUCAGCAUAUAAAAUAAGUUUUUUACUACCAUAUUGUCUAUAAAUUAUUCCAUUAUGUUUUAUACUUUUAAAAAAAUGCUUUUAAUGAAGAAAUAAUUUGAAUGUAACUUUAAAAAAAAAGUCUUUCAAUGAAGAAAUAAUUUGAAUGUCACUUAAAAAAAAAGGCUUUUAAUAAAGAAAUAAUUUGAAUGUAACUUUAAAAAAAAAGAUUUAAUGAAGAAAUAAUUUGAAUGUAACUUUAAAAAAGGCUUUUAAUGAAGAAAUAAUUUGAAUGUAACUGCAAUUUAAAGCAAUUAAUGUGUUUUUUUGUUUUUUUUCAUGAACAGUCUAUACCGAGACUGCAAUCACAAAUGCUCAUUGUCUGAACAGACUUCACAAAAGGUACAGCAGACUUCUUGUUGUACCUGACAGACCAGAUGCCAUUGCAAUGCUCCUGAAUGGGACUGUAAGAAAAAUGAUUUAUUUUGUUUAUUCUGAAAUAUCAUUUUAAAAAAACCUAAUAAUAAUUAAAUGCUAUAAAAUAUUUACCUUUUGGGAGGUGAAUUUGAAAGAAUUACAUUUUUAGAUGAGCACUGUCUCUGGUCUGUUAACUUAAGGCCUACAUGAAUUCAUAAAUUAUAAAUUUAAAUGUUCUCAGUCAACACAUUUGGAUGUAAAUAUUCUUUGUGGAUAUGAAUAAAAAUAUUUAAAUAUAAUACGAAUCUUAAGAAAACGUCAAUAAAUAUGUCCUCAGAAAAAAGAGACUUAGUAUUCCUAUUUUAAAACCAAAUUUAAAUAGCUUGACCAAAAAAAAUUUAACUAAAGGGAACGUCUUACUUUUCUCUCUCUCCUCUUAACCAUGGCUAUAAUUAUUUAAUAUUUAGUUUUGUCUAUCAAAUAAUUUGCUACUUUAAUGAACAAUAAUUGUUGAAUUUUCUUCUGCAAACUACAUUUUUUCCUUUCUUCACAGGCUGAUGCCUGGUUCACUAAAGAUGAUGGGGCACAAGGCAUAGAACGACUGCCUCAAGAACUGCACUGUGAGAAUGUAGGCACAAGCAUCAUGACCAGGAAAGGUGGAGAACUCCCAGUGUGGUGGAACAAGGCAUUUGGAGAUUUUUACUCAUCUGGAGAGUACAAUGCAUUUUGUUUAGAAAAGGGCAAGCAAUACAACAGUAAGUUUUGGCUUAUUUUGCACCAUCAAUUUUUUUCCCUCCAAAUUUGGGAAUAAUGGAAAACAUAUUCCAGCCUUAUAUUGGUCAUGACAACUAUCUACUGAGUUAUCACUAAAUAACUGACAUGGUUUUUAGCUAUUAUUUGCCUCUUUGUAUUUAAAUAUAAUACGAAUCUUAAGAAAACGUCAAUAAAUAUGUCCUCAGAAAAAAGAGACUUAGUAUUCCUAUUUUAAAACCAAAUUUAAAUAGCUUGACCAAAAAAAAUUUAACUAAAGGGAACGUCUUACUUUUAGAAUCAAUUUUGACAAAUAAAUUAAUAAUCUUUUCAGAUACAUUUCCUUGUCUACCACCACCAAAGUCUUUGGUUGGAAAUGGAAAAAGCCACCAACUGAAGGAGGGAUUUUGAGAAGGUGCAGCUUCUCAAUGAUUUAUUUUAAGGUUGAUCAUAAUGUUACAACAUCAUUAUGAACAUGUUUCCAUUCGGCAGCUUUUUUAACUUUCAUUUUUAAAAAUGAUUUAGUAAUGGAUAAACACUCUAAUACAGCGGUUCUCAGCCCUUUGGGGGUCGAACGAUCCUUUCAGAGGGGUAGUCUAAGACCAUCUGAAAAUACAUAUACUCUACAGUUAUGAAGCAGUAAGGAUUAUAAUUUUGUGUUUAGGGGCCAACAAAAACAUGAGGAACUGUGUUAAAGAAUCGCGGCAUUGAGGAGAGUUGAGAACCACUGCUCUAAUAGCUCUAUCUCAUUUAACUUUCAUUAGUAAUGUUUUUCUUUUAAAAAAGCAAAUUUUUAAAGAAUUUGUUGAGGAAGUUGUAAAAAUUGCCUGUUCUUAUCUGAGUGUUUUCUUCACUGCUGUUGAGAUUUGAUGUUGUAUGACGUUUUUGUUGAGUGACAGGAGGAUGAUAAUACCAGUUCUUGUCAUCUGAUUAAGUUCCCAUUUUAGACUGUUGGAUGCUUCUUUCAAGUUGGUUCGUGUCUCUGCUGUGUCUCAAAAUGUCUUGCAGGGUGUGUGGAGUUUCCAAAUGAUCAGCCUUAAUUAAACAUGUACGUGCAGUUUCUGCCUUCAUCAGCUGACUUGUCGUUUUUUCAGCUUGUGUAAGGCUCACUUUACAGCAAGUCUCCCUACAAAGUUUCUCUUGUCUCUUCAUGCUUUACUUCUUCAUUCAUGCUUUACAUCCUCUUCUUCAUGCAUGUGUUGAAUUGUUACUCUCUCCAUUAGACUUAUAUGGAUUGGGAGCAAAGUAUUUACUUCUUUAGUAGUUACCUCCCUUUCAAUGUUUUCUUUUUGUUUGUUCCAUAUCCACCCUCUCCCUCAAAUUCAUCUGUAAAUACUGAUUGUUUUGUAAUAAAUUUGAUUAUGAGAAGGAUAAUUCCAAAAUAAACAUUGUGUGUGUCAGUAAUACAUUUUAUGUUAGUAAUGCAUUGUUUUAAAAAUGAAUUUAUACCAAAUAAUAAACUUUUUUGAAAAGAGAAAUGGAGACUUUGAUCAUUCAGACAUAUUUUAAUACAACUUUUUGAGUUUGUGACGUAUGAAUGAAUCAGUAGUGCUGCAGGAUUUGAAAUAAUUUAUCAAAGAAAUAAAAAUUGAAAUCAAACAUUUU